Molecule: messenger RNA, 945 nt
Organism: Mesocestoides corti
Lineage: Eukaryota; Metazoa; Platyhelminthes; Cestoda; Cyclophyllidea; Mesocestoididae
Source: the annotation of a GenBank genome assembly
AUGGAUUUAAUGGGAGCGUUCUUUCUAUUUGCUGCUAUUGUUAAUAUUAUCCUAACCAUCGAGCAUGCUUACACCGCGUCAAGGAGACGCUUGUCUUUCCUGAUCUUACUAAACCUUCUCCAGAACUUGCUCAACACGACUGCCUGUUUCGCAGUGUUUUUCACCAUCCGCGCCAAAACCCAACAACCGAGUGAGUGGGAGUGCUACUUGAUUGCCUCCUUUGCCAUCUUCUGGUUCGUCUUUAGCCUCAGAGCAUGGACAAAUGUGUUUGUCUGCACAAGCCACUACCUUCGCAUUCUAAGACCCAGAUCGUCGGGCAAUCUGAAGCGCCUCUUCACCUACGGUGUCUUGAUUUUGACUGCCUCGAUGUCGUCAUUGGCUAGUGCCCUCAUCCACGUGUUCAUGUAUGAAUUUGAGGAGGAGUACGGUGUCUGUAGCGCCGUAUUCCUUUAUGAGGAUGAACUCGCUCAUCGGCGUUUCAUGCGGGUGCGAGUGUCGUUCGUCGCCUCGGUAGCCUUAAAUUACCUCCUGCCAAUCAUAGUCGUGUCCUUCAUCUACUCGGAGCUACUGACCACCCUCAAGAGCGUCAAUGCUCCAAAGAAGGUCAUCCGCGACAUCGAAGAACUCCUGCUGCUGGACAAGCAUCUGUACCUGUGGCUUGUCGGCCCCAUCCACAGCCUGAUGGCGCUUCAAUUCAUAUUCCUCAUGAAGGAGUUCCCGAAUUACUGAACACCUGCUGUGGCCACGUUCAAGGAGUUCCACGGCCUUAUCUCGGGCAGACGACUGGCCAUGAGCGAAGUCAUGGGAGUGUGGGGGAACUCCACUCAGUUUGGUGUGAACCAGAAAUUAGUAGUUGUGUACGUCGUAAGUCGCGCAGUUGCGUGGCAGUUCCAGCUAUGCGAGUCCGUUAGCAGCGAGAAAGCGGGCAUCUCGGCCCAACGAUAA